Centruroides sculpturatus (bark scorpion) is the source of this 2039-nucleotide messenger RNA. RefSeq names its product proton-coupled folate transporter-like. Gene Ontology annotation, biological process: transmembrane transport. Bases 477 to 2039 code for a protein of 520 amino acids. Lineage: Eukaryota; Metazoa; Arthropoda; Arachnida; Scorpiones; Buthidae. Gene Ontology annotation, cellular component: membrane. The record is from RefSeq and is a predicted model, not a curated record. The transcript has 10 exons. Gene Ontology annotation, molecular function: transmembrane transporter activity.
CAACUGCGGUUGCUUUGGAUACGCAGCGUAAACUGGGUGUAGUCGAUAUAAUUUAGUUUAAGUUUAUCUUAACUGAAAAAGCGGAACAUCUGAAUGCAUUUGUGUAUAUUGUUACAAUGUGAAAAGAUAAACAAAUCGCAUUAUUUGCUUUCUCUUUUCUGAAAUAAUUAUACAAGUUCUUGAGUUAAUAGAGAGAGUUGAAUUGUUUGAACCACGUGGCAUGAAAAAUUUUCUCAAGGUCCUAAUGAGAAUGUGCAGACGAUUGAAACGUGUGAAAGAGGACCACUGAGUCAAGACAUUUGCACGUGCAACUAUGACUGGUGGCGUGUCCCUAAACUGAACAUCAGAUACACUCCGAUACGAGCCAUGUUAGGCGAAUCCGUGCUAUACGAAACAAAAUGACUAAUGCAAAACUUGUAAGAAGAAAACGUAACUUUAACAUUCAAACAGUAGAUUAUCAAACGUUGAAGUGAGAAAUGGCCAUCAUUAACUACGUGCGGGAAUUACGUAUUGAAUUUUUCUUGUUUUUAAUCAUAUUUGUUAUCUCGUUGAAAAGUGUAUCUCAACAGAGUUUAAUAUUAGAACGAGUGUGCAGAUUCCAUUUUGGUUAUUCGGAAAAAAUAUGCAAUAAUCUUACAGAAUAUGAUUCCAUUCAAGCAUCUGUACAGAAAAUUUCUACUCGUUACAAUCUAGGAAGCGCGUUAGUGACGACUCUACCAGCUAUUAUUAGUACGACGCUAUUAAGUCCCUGGAGUGAUAAGUAUGGAAGAAAAUUCCCUAUAUUAAUUUCUACGUUUGGUUUAAUUUUGGAAGGUAUAGGAUUAACAAUAGUAAGCAUCAUUCGAUCGGCGCCUGCUUACUUUAUAAUUAUAGCCGGUAUUCCGUCGGGAAUUUUUGGAGGAUACUUAAUGGCAAUUUCGUCUUGUUAUACUUACGUUGCGGAUAUUACAAGAGAAAAAACUCGAACGGUAAAAUUUACAAUUUUGCAAUGUUUCUUCGUUCUGGCAGAUCCCAUUGGAAUGGAAUUAGGAGGGAUAAUUUAUAAGUACGAAGGCGUUACGGCCGUUUAUGGAAUAGCUUUAUCUGCAUUAGUAAUGGGAUUUUUCUGGGUACUUUUCUUCGUUGGUGAAACAAGAGGUGAAGAGAGUAAAACAAACUUUAAAAUAAAGAUUCGUUACUUGUUUCGAUUGGAUAAUUUAAAAGAAAAUAUUCGAACUUGCAUUGCUUCUCGUCCUGGAAAUGUCAGAAUGCAAAUAUGGUUGCUGAUGCUUGCUAACAGUGUUGCUCUGUUCUGCACAACAGGUGCUACAGCUAUAGAAUUUUUCUUUGCUAACAGAAUGUAUAAAUGGGAUAACACAACAUUUUCUACAAUAACUGGAGCUCUUAAAGUAGCUCACGGAAUAUGUAUUCUUGUAGCUGUUCCAGUUUGUUGUCGAUUGUUUAAAAUGUCCGAAGAUAUGAUUGGCCUUUUGGGAAUUAUUUCUGACUUCCUAGAAUUUGGUAUUAAGUGUGCAGCUUAUCGUGAAUGGCCGUAUUAUAUAGGUUGCGUUGUCGGAUUACUUGGUGGAACAAGCACCGUUGCAGUCAAUUCUCAUCUUUGUAGACUAGUAAAUGAAGAUGAAUUAAGUAAGAUAUUUGCUGUGUUAGCAUUUUGUGGAGCGUUGAUGCCAGUAUUUUCAAAUAUUGUUUUUAACGUAGUUUAUGCACAAACUUUGCACAUUUUUCUCGGGACAUCCUAUCUAAUGAUGACAGUUCUUUUAAUGAUUCCCGCGAUAAUUUUUAUCUGGUUAAACAGACAGACUCCCUAUUCUUCCUAUAAUACUAGUGAUAAUGAUACAAAUCAAACAAAAGAACGAGAAUGUAAGAAACCGAUGCUCGAAUAUCUGUUGUGUUUGCACCAGAAUGACGGUGACAAUUCAAUGUGUCGUUUAAUAGCUAAGGAAUAUCUUCAAUGUAGAAUGGACAAGGAUCUAAUGAAAAAAGAAGAAUGGUCUAAAUUAGGAUUUAGUGAUAAAAAUGUUACCAGUGACAAGAAGUAA